Messenger RNA from Macrobrachium nipponense, 2022 nucleotides. Its product is annotated as blastula protease 10-like. Gene Ontology annotation, biological process: proteolysis. The record is from RefSeq and is a predicted model, not a curated record. Gene Ontology annotation, molecular function: zinc ion binding; metalloendopeptidase activity. NCBI's taxonomy places the organism in Eukaryota, Metazoa, Arthropoda, Malacostraca, Decapoda, Palaemonidae. The transcript is spliced from 10 exons. Bases 136 to 1992 code for a protein of 618 amino acids.
AAGCAUUGCCAAAGUCCACUCGGCCGUCACGAUCUCUUCCUCUCUUGUGUUGGACAAAAGGAGGAGUUUUGUGUCUGGUAAAGGAUAACACUCAGUGGUUGUGUAUUCGUUAGUGUGGAUUAACUACUAGAGGCUAUGUCACCGAUCAUUUUACUGUGCUUUUCAUUACUCUCAUCUACCGAAGGAAUAUCCGGCAUGGAGCCGGAUAAUAGCACCAAUAAUCUGAGCAUGACAUCAGAAGCUCACACGAAUCUUCCAAGUACACUCAGUACUUUACAAACGAACGCAGAAUUGAAUCUCCAUACUACCGGAGCCACUGAAGAAGGCUUCCCUGAUAAUAGAAGUGAUGAUGACCUCCACAAUAGCAAUUAUAAAGAGGAACGGCUCUUUGAUGUUGCAGAUGAAGGUGAAGACUCCACGACUGCAACAGAGGGAAAGAAAGACCUCUCUGCUCAUGAAAAUGAGGCAGCCAUCACCCCAACUACGGAAGAAACCGUCUCCACUGACGAAAAUAAGAUCUACCCUUCUUCAACAGAAGCCCAGGAAGAAAUCUCCCCUGCCAAAGAGGGUCCAUCUCCUACGGGAACACGGAAGAGGAACGAGAAUGCCGAAGGUUGGAAACAGAACACUUUCUACCAGACAACAGGACUCUUUUUGAUAAAUAGGACUUCAGUAGCACUUCGGGAUGGACCCGUGCCCUGCGGGGAAACGUACCAGGGGUCCAUGCACCAUUUAUUUGAUGUCUUGGCAAGUGAGGGUACUAAUGAGACUAAAGGCAUGUCUGUCCUGUGGCCAUAUGGACGGUCCACCGAAUUUCCACUGGUUCCUUAUCGCAUUUUGAUACAAGAUCCGGAAAUAGUGAAAGUGAUCGAGGAGUCUAUAUCAGUAUGGAAAUCGGCCACGUGUAUUAAUUUCGUAAAAGUGACUCCAGAAAACGAAUCCCAUCUCGGCACAAACGAAACCCUGGACAUUGGUCUCCACGCCUACCGCUGCCUCUACCAAUUCGGCAAGAUCUCGGGACAGUCCCAGAAGAUCUUCAUUCACCCUUCGUGCGCCAAGAAAGAGGGUGUUGUGCGUGGCAUUGGAAUAUCUCUCGGCCUCCAUUACGAGUUCCUCCGACCAGACAGAGAUGAUUACGUGAAGAUGAACUCGCAGAAUCUUCCGAAGGAGCUGCCCGUCUACUCUAACGACGAGAUAGGAAUGCUCAGAGGUCCUUACGACUACUCGUCCGUCAUGCAGCCUCACGGAGUGUGGUAUACCAGAGACGGGAUGGUGACGUUCGCUACGACGGACAUCAGAUACCAGGGGAUUCUGGGACGGUCGGGGGGGAGAAUCUCCCACAGGGAUAAGGUCCUCAUCAAUAAACUCUACGGGUGUAUUGACGAAUGGCGGUCCUGCUGUGGAUUCCGAUGGAACCAUUGUAAGAACGAGGGUUACAUCGGUCAGAGUUGCGACUGCAUAUGCCGGCCAGGUACCUCUGGACCAAAUUGCAAGAGAGUUGAAUAUGAAGAUUAUUACGGUCAUCUUUUAUCGCCAUGCUCAGAGGAUAUUCAUCGAGAAACCACCAUUCAGGCUCCGAUAAAUGAGAAUGGAUAUGUCGCAUAUGACACCUGGUGCACCUGGCGGAUCAUGGCGCCGAAGGACCACAUAAUCAGACUGACCUUCAAACGCUUUAACCUGCCCAUAACGAGACGUAACUGCGACGCAGCCUUUCUGGAGAUACGACAGAAGAAUCAGGACUUUGGAGACGUGUACUGCGGAUUGGAAUUAGAACCUGGCGAUUCGAUUCGGAGCUGGGACAACGAGUUGUACCUCUACCUGGAUGUUCGCAAUCAUAUAUCCCUGGGUUUCAGCGCCCAAGUUAGUUUCGUUCCAGGGUUCCAGGAAUUGCCUCCGCUAGCCAGCUCGCAGUCCAGCCCUUCUCCUUCGUUUGUUGUUAUGGGCGUGGUCUUAGUCUAUUAUUAUCUGACCUAUAUUUGUAGGUGUUUCUAAUUUUAAUCAGUUCUAUGUAUAUAUAUAUUA